This is a messenger RNA of Lolium rigidum, 690 nucleotides long. Its product is annotated as peroxygenase-like. The record is from RefSeq and is a predicted model, not a curated record. The coding region runs from base 1 to 690 and encodes 229 amino acids. The transcript has 6 exons. Lineage: Eukaryota; Viridiplantae; Streptophyta; Magnoliopsida; Poales; Poaceae. Gene Ontology annotation, molecular function: calcium ion binding; monooxygenase activity.
AUGGCGGAGGCAAUGGCGACGGUGGCGAAGGAGGCGCCGGUGACGGCCGAGCGGCCCGUCCCCGCAGACCUGGAGUCCCGCAUCUCAAAGCCCUACUUGGCUCGAGCUCUGGCUGCGGUCGAUGCGAACAAUCCUGAAGGGACCGUGGAGGGGCACGAGCACGGGCAGAAGACCGUGCUGCAGCAGCAUGCGUCCUUCUUCGACCUAGAUGGAGACGGCAUCGUCUAUCCCUGGGAGACUUACCAAGGAUUGCGGUCGGUGGGCUUCAACAUCAUCCUCUGCUUCCUAGGAUCAAUUGUCAUAAAUGCUGUUCUAAGCUACCCAAGUCUACCGGGAUGGAUACCAUCUCCUCUGUUCCCCAUAUACAUCAAAAACAUCCACAGGAACAAGCAUGGUAGCGAUUCCUCGACUUUCGACACGGAGGGGAGGUUCAUGCCGGUCAACUUCGAGGCCAUCUUCACCAAGUACGCCCGCACGGUGCCGGACAAGCUCAGCUUCAGGGAGAUGUGGAGGAUGACCGAGGCCAACCGGAUGCAGUUAACAAGCAAGGCGGAGUGGACAAUGCUCUACGUGAUCGCCAAGGACGAUGAAGGGUUCCUUCCCAGGGAGACUAUUCGCCGCUGCUUCGAUGGCAGCUUGUUCGAGUCCCUUGCCCAGCAAAGGAGGGAAGCACACCAGAAGAAGCAGUAG